AUGGUACUAACUCCAGCAUACCACGACGACGCCUCUGAUUCAGACGAGCCUGUAGUCCAGACACGACGAACCAAACGACACAAAACCAACAGCGGAAACGGCAACGCUAACACCAACCAGCUAAUCGAUCUUCCAGAUGAGGCUGAUGCGACUCCAAAUUAUCUGUACGAUGCUCUAUGCGAUAGCGAGUCUUCUUUGACGGAGCUGGCACGUGGUUGGAUCGAAAGCUACGAGGAAAACUCGACUUUUGCCAUCCGGGACUUUGUCAACAUGAUUCUACGUCUAGCCGGAUGCCAUGACGUGAUUGAGACCCACGACAUUGAAGAGGGAGACUCAGCAGCAGCCACCGUGGCCCAGCUGCAGGACCACGUUCGAAACAAGUCGGCGGCGCAGUACCCCCUGGUUAACAAGAAACCGCCGCACAAAUUUCUGCGGGACCAUCUCAACGAGUUUCUGCGUCACCUGGUCACCUUUGCCAGCGACAAGGACCUGCUCUACGACGACGAGAGUGCCGAGGGCAACGUCAUCGACAACCUGCUCAUCUGGGUGUCUGCACUGUCGUCUUCAAAGCUGCGGCCUUUCCGUCAUACGGCCACUGUAGUGUCUCUCAUGUUUCUGACGAACCUGUGCAACGUGUACAGCUCUGUUCUGGAGCUCAAGGAGGACAAUGAGAAGGUGCUGACGAAUGCGGCAUCAGGCAAGGGCCGUGCUUCCAAAGGAAGAAGCGAUGAACGAGUCAGCGCAGCCAAGGACACUAUCGAGACAUGCUCCAACAAGAUUGGCAAGCUGGCCAACUUCAUGAACGACAUUUUUGAAACUUGCUUUGUAAACCGAUACCGAGACGUGGACGCACGAAUCCGAAGUGAGUGUGUUCUGCAGCUCAACAACUGGAUCGAAAACUUGCCGUCUGUUUUCUUUGAAGACCAGUAUCUUCGAUACUUUGGCUGGCUGCUGUUUGAUACCGAUCCCGGUGUACGAGAGUCGGUGGUCAACGGUCUGGCCAAUCUUUUUGAUACCCUCAACACUUCAGGUUUCUUGCAUUUUACCGAACGAUUCAGAUCUCGUCUGGUAGAGAUGGCUCAGAGCGACAGCGAUCUGGAUGUGCGGGCUGGAGUGAUUGAGUUCCUCGUGCUUCUGCAGCAGGCCGGGUUCCUUGAACAGGACAAUGUAGACAAGGUGAUAAUGCUGCUGCUGGAUGCCAAUGACGUGGUCAGAGAGCAGGUGGUUGAUUUCAUCGUGGACUACUGCAACGAGCAGAGUGAAGACGAAAUCAAAAACAUGGGCAGGAAGGUCAAGGCUGUCAAGAGUGUCGACGCCAAAUGGGUCACCUACAAGAGUGUCGUGUCUGUGGUAAGCAGUGCUAUCGCCUUGCCUAGGGACAACGAAUCGGAAGAGAACGAAGAUGAUGAUGAGAGCUCAAAUGCAAACAUUGAAGUCGGAGCCACCAUCGCCGAGGACCUUACGCAACAUUACGAGUCCGAAGAUGUUAAGAAACUGCUUUCAUACCUGCUGUUUGAUCCUUCUUCGUUAUCCAAGGACAAGUUUGAGGAGCAGCUGAGCACCAUUCUGCAGCUCUCUGCCAGCCAACAGACGUUCUUGUUGCAACUAAUCUCUGCUUGUGUGGAGGGUGUUUUCAAGGAGGCGAAGGGCUCCAGAAAGGCUCAAGAUUCGAACGAUACAGAGACUAUCUCCUCUCUGAUCAUCGACGAGACUCCUGCUCUGUUGGACAAGUUUUCGUCUUCGUCUGACAUGCUGACUUUGAUCCUGCAGUUGCAUUCCAAAGUCGACUUGUCUCUCUACACUGUCAAGCGACUCGAAGACCAGUUCUCUGAGCUGCACUCUACCAUUUGCCGUAUUUUCAAGACCCAUCACAACCGACAGACCCAGCUACAGUGUGUCAAGUUCCUUGCAUCUGCCAAAAAGCAGGAUAUUUUCCCCGAAUCCACGCUUCCAAAGCUCGCUGACUUGAUGGCUGAAAUUUCCAGCGACUUUGCCAACGUACUGUCGGACCCUGCAGCUGACUGGAACACAAUUGCCUCCGCUACUCAGAGAGUUGAGGUCCUGUGUCAGUUUAUGCCCUUCUCUGAAAUAUCUUCUGACGACUCUCUUCUGGACGAAGUGAUCGCGAAGGUCAAGUCUGCUGUUGAAGACGACGAUGCAAACACCGAGAUUGGCGACUUCAUCAACUCUGCCAUCAACCUGCUUCGUCUCCAGCUGCUCUGGUCCAUUACAAACAGCGAUUCGUCUUCCGACUCGGCGUCAGAUUUUAUUUCCGAGGUCCUGGGUGCCAUGAAGGAGGUGUUCAUGAAGGAGGAUAUGCCUAUUAGUGCCACUAUUAAGACGGCAGGCCUCUUUUUGGAGAUUCUCGUUGCACUGAAGAUCAAGGACAAGCUUACCUCGGUAGGCGAUAUCAUUGACAAUGAUGUACAGGCACGUAUCAUGUACCUGUUCAUCAAUGCCGAGUACACAUAUUUCGAGGAUCUUGGGGAAGACGCUCCUGCGAUUGAGCGACUUCCCGCUCUGUUAUCGUCGGACGACGAGGAACAACUUGAGGCUAACCUGGAGUCCAAGAACCCGUUGGAGGACUUGCAGUGGCUGCUGUCGAAGAUCUCCUUGGCUGUGACAGCUAAGAUCUUGGACGAAAAGUGGAACUCACGACUGACACUUAACCAGAAGUUGUAUGGGUAA
Yarrowia lipolytica CLIB122 is the source of this 2688-nucleotide messenger RNA. RefSeq lists its product as uncharacterized. Gene Ontology annotation, biological process: sister chromatid cohesion. Gene Ontology annotation, molecular function: chromatin binding. Lineage: Eukaryota; Fungi; Ascomycota; Dipodascomycetes; Dipodascales. Gene Ontology annotation, cellular component: cohesin complex; nucleus; chromatin. The record is from RefSeq and is a predicted model, not a curated record.